GGCAGAGAUGGGCUCCCACGUUGCUCAGACCCUGCGUCAGGGCGUUUGGGCGUCUCUGACCGGGGGCUGGUACCAUGACCCGGAGCAGAAGAAAUUCAACAACUCCUGCCACCUCUAUCUGUGGAUCUUCCUGCUCAUGCUGCCGUUGUCGCUGCAUCUGGCCCUGCCUCCGACCACCAUGGCCCUGAGCAUCUACUGCGCCUCCGUCACAGUCUUCUUUGUGCUGGUCAAGACGGCCAACUACCGACUGCACGUGCUGUUCGACGAGGGCGAGGCGGUGGUCCGCAGCAGCCUCUCGGAGCUCAGCAGGGCCACCGACAAGAAGAGCAAUGCCGCCUCAGACGCCUGCUUGCCCGCCAAAAUCAGGAAGAGCAGCACCGUCCCAGACAGUGUUGCCAUGACGAUGCUGGCUCAAAAGCGUCCCAGUCAGGUGAUCCAGGUAACAGUCAAGCAGACGGAAACCGACGCGGGACUGAUCGGGGUGGAGUGUUCCAAAUCAGAAGAGCCCAAGAUGCAAGAAGUGGCCUGCAAUGCCCAAUGCAGCACAGAAGAGAAGACAGGGGAGGCUGCCCCGCCGCGACAAAGCCCGGAACUAGCCCCAGGGCAACCCCCUGACGGGAAUGCUCCUCAGAAGUCCCCAUCCCUAAGUGAAAGACAGAAGACACCAUCUGUGGAAGUAAUUGACAACGUGGAGCCACCGGAUGUGCAGAAAGCCAACGAGGAGAAGGAGGAAGCAAGCGGAGGAACAUCUGAAGGUGUUCCUACCUGCAAAGGAAAUGAAGACGAUUGUGCAGAGAAGGAGAACGAGGUCCCCAAGGAGCUGUCGGAUGCCAACAAUAACUCGCUGGAGACCGCCCGGGAGUGCCCUCACGAGUUCAUCGACAUGCCAGACCCAGCGGCACAGGACGAGCCAGGCGAGGAGACGUAUUGCUCCGAUGAAAUCGAAGUGGUUCUCACCGACAGUUCCACCCCGGCGACUUCGUCUCCUCCUCAUCACGCGGACGCCGACGCGGUCAAGAUUGUCAUCACCAUGAGCUGCGACCCUCGUACCGCCGCCCAGCUGGAAGAGAACGUCAAGCAGAGCCUGCUGGAGAAUGCGCAGGUCCAAAAGGAUGCUGGCGGCGAGUGUCACAUCAAGAUCCCAGUCAUCACUUUCGACUUGCCUGAAGACGACAAGCAAGAGGAGAAAGAAGCAGACUCAUUAAAGGAAGAGCCCACCCUUGGACGGAUGGCGAGCCAAAGCGAAGAUUUCUCCUUGUGCGGGGACAUCGUGCAUGCUGGUGGCGAGCAGGACCCGCCGAGCCCGCCGCACACCAACGACACCACCUCGUCCGGUGUGGACGUCCAUUCCCACUUUCACCCCGAUGACACAGACCCUCCGGUUUCCAGCGCGGACCCUCAAGGUUUCCUGCGUCUUCCACCUGCGUUGGGCCGCCUCGGUCCUGCCGGACGGAUACACUUGCGCGGGCUGAGCAUGGACAGCGGGAAAGAUGCUGUGCUGCUUUCCGACCGCUCCCAAAACACAAUCGCCAUGACCACCUCCAAAUCGGACCUGGAGGCAAAAGAGGGCCAGAUUCCGAACGAAUCCAACUUCUUGGAGUUCGUCUCCCUGUUGGAGUCGCUCAGUGCCCGAGCGAGCGCCAAGGAAGAAGAAGGACAGGACCUCCGGCUGCAAGUGGGAACCUCCGUGGAGACAGAAAAUCAACGCACGGCAGAUGACCCCAAAGAAACCAAAACGCACAGCAAAGCGGAGCGACCCAUCCCACCCACCAGUCUGGCUCCCGACAAGUCUGUCCUGCCCAUACACAUUCCCAUCGUCUCACCAGACAGUCCGCAGACGGAAAAAGAUCCCGACUAUGACUCACUGCCUUCCCAAACGUCCCAGUCAGAAAGCUCCAUGCUGCAGGUCAUCUGUCGGCCGGAGGCGACGAACAAAGAGGACGCGUAUACCUUCCACACUGUGCACCGAGACAGGCCACGAAAACUGUACGCGGAGCGAGCCCUCAACUUGCCGCUGGGUGCUGAGCUGAUCACCGGCAACAUGUGUGACCUGCUGUCUACUUCGUCCAACUCGGAGUGCCAGGACAGUAUGGCAGGGGGGCACGCUGACUGUCCUUUCCAACGACGGAUCAUUCCUUCGCACCGACUUCGUCCCCGAAGGACGCACCCUGAGAUCUUCCAGGAGGAAGACUCUUUAGAUGAUUCCUCAGAGACCACUACGGAGGAGAAGCCCACCAGGAAAAUUUACUACAAGCUCAAGUUGUUUCCAGGAAAGUGGGUGGAUAUUUUAUACGACCGUCUCACCUUGCUGGCUCUUCUGGACAGGAACCAAGAUGUUCUGGAGAACCUGGUGGCGGUUUUCAUGGCUUUCCUGGUUUCCUUCCUGGGCUUUGUGCUGCUCAACGACGGCUGCUUUAAAGACUUCUGGGUCUUCCAGUUUUGUCUGGUCAUUGCUAGCUGCCAAUACUCCUUACUGAAGAGUGUUCAACCGGAUGCGGCUUCACCAACACACGGUCACAACCAGCUGGUGGCCUACAGCCGCGCGGCCUACUUCUGCAUCUUCUGCUCGCUCAUCUGGACGCUGGAGCAGCUCCUGCGUAGGAAGGACCUCCCCGUGUCCACAUUGUACGGCGUCACCAUCGUGUGCCGCGACGCACUGCGCUUUGCGAGGAAUCUGCUCGUGGGUUUUACUCACUGCUUCCCCAUCACAUUCCUGCUGGGCCUUUUUCCGCAAGUCAACACCUUCACCAUCUACCUGCUGGAGCAGAUUGACAUUCACUUUUUCGGCGGAACAGCGGCUACGAGUCUGAUCUCGGCGGUGUACGGUAUCCUCCGCAGUCUGGCUGCUCUGUCUCUGCUCUACGGUUUCUGCUUCGGAGCUCUUAAGGAGCCGUGGGACGAGCAGCACACUCCGGCCUUGUUCUCCGGUUUCUGCGGCCUUCUGGUGGUCUUUUCUUACCACCUCAGUCGGCAGAGCAGCGACCCUUCCGUUAUGAUCUCGCUGAUCAAGUCGAAAGUCAUGCCCGCGUUGGCAGAGGGUGAGGAAGACAAAGGCCAAGACGCCGACAUCGAAGACCCUCUGCCCAAGAAGCUUCAGAAUUCGAUGAAGGAGAUUCUUCUGUCAGAUGUGAUUGUGUGCUCGCUGGCCUACAUCUUGACCUUCGCCAUCACCGCCAGCACCGUCUUCCUGUCGCUCAAGCCCUUCGUGACCAUCGUGCUGUACGCGCUGGCGGGGACGGUGGGCUUGGUGACGCAUUACGUGAUCCCCCAGCUGAGGAAGCAUCACCCCUGGCUGUGGAUCUCGCACCCGCUGCUCAAGACCAAAGAGUACCACCAGUUUGAGCCCAGAGAGGACGCAGUGCUAAUGUGGUUCGAGCGUCUGUACGUGUGCCUGCUGUGCCUGGAGAAGUACGUGGUGUACCCCGCCAUCAUCCUGAGCGCCCUCACCAACGACGGCUUUGCCCUGAGCCACCGCAAGAGGCUGGGCAUCCACUGCGACGUUCUGCUCAACAUCGUGGCCGGGAUGAAGCUCCUGCGCUCGUCCUUCUGCGACCCCAGCUUCCAGUUCGUCACCUUGCUCUUCACGCUGCUCUUCUUCCACUUUGACUGCCCGCGCGCCUCCGAGAGCUUCCUGCUUGACUUUUUCCUCAUGUCUAUCCUCUUCCACAAGAUGCGUGAGCUGCUGCUGAAGCUUCACUUCAUCAUGGUCUACAUCGCCCCCUGGCAGAUCGCCUGGGGCAGCGCCUUCCACGCCUUCGCCCAACCCUUCGCCGUGCCUCACUCGGCCAUGCUGCUGCUGCAGACGCUUAUCACCACCGUCUUCUACACCCCGCUGGCCCCUUUCCUGGGCAGCGCCAUCUUCAUCUCCUCGUAUCCGCGACCCAUCAAGUUCUGGGAGAGAAACUAUAACACAAAGCGCAUCGACAACUCCAACAGCUGCCUGGUGUCUCAAGUUGAUAAAGAGACGGGCUGCGAUGACAACAACCUCAACUCCAUCUUCUACGAGUACUUGACGCGUUCCCUGCAGCACUCACUCUGCGGCGAUCUCAUGCUGGGCCGCUGGGGCAACUACAGCGCCGGGGACUGCUUCAUCCUGGCCUCGGACUACCUCAACGCCCUGGUGCACCUCAUUGAGAUCGGCAACGGCCUGGUUACCUUCCAGCUACGAGGGCUGGAGUUCAGAGGAACAUACUGCCAGCAGCGUGAGGUGGAGGCCAUCACGGAGGGGGUGGAGGAGGAUGACGCCUGUUGCUGCUGCGAGCCGGGCCACCUGCCCCACAUGCUGUCGUGCAACGCCGCCUUUAACCUGCGCUGGCUGGCGUGGGAGGUGACGGCCACCAAGUACCUGCUGGAGGGUUACAGCAUCAGUGAGAACAACGCCGCUACCAUGCUGCAGGUCUACGACCUCCGCAAGUUGCUCAUUACCUACUACCUGAAGAGUGUUAUUUACUACCUGGUGCACUCCCCAAAGCUGACCACCUGGCUCAAGGACGAAGCCAUCCAUGAGGCGCUGCAGUCCUACACCAAGUGGCACCACAUCGAGCGAGACCCUCAGGUGUUUAGCGUCAAGAUAGACGAGGACUACGUGCACUGCCUGCAGGGGGUGACGCGGGCCAGCUUCUGCAACGUCUACCUGGAGUGGAUCCAGUACUGCGCUGGGAAGAUGGAGACGCCUGUCGACAGCGAUGAAGACUCCCCUCUGGUGACUCUGUCUUACGCUCUGUCAGUCCUGGGAAGACGAUCACUCGGAACGGCAUCGCAUAACAUGUCCAACAGCUUGGAAUCCUUCUUGUACGGUUUCAACACACUGUUCAAAGGCGACUUCCGCAUUGCUACCAAGGAUGAGUGGGUGUUUGCCGAUCUUGACCUCCUGCAGAAGGUGGUGGCCCCCGCCGUCAGAAUGAGCCUGAAGCUCCAUCAGGAUCACUUCACGUGUCUGGAGGAGACAGAGGAGUCGUCCAUCUUGUACGAGGCCAUCACCAACUACCGCAGUAGUCUGGUGAUUUGCCACGAGAGCGACCCGGCCUGGCGCAAGGCGGUUCUGUCCAGCCGCGAUACGCUGCUGACGCUGCGCCACAUGGUGGACGACGGCACAGACGAGUACAAGAUCAUUAUGCUCUACAAGCGGCACCUCAGCUUCAAAGUUAUCAAGAUCAACAAGGAGUGCGUGCGAGGCUUGUGGGCUGGACAGCAGCAGGAAUUGAUCUUCUUACGGAACCGCAAUCCAGAGCGUGGCAGCAUCCAGAACUCUAAGCAGGCGCUGAGGAACAUGGUCAACUCGUCGUGCGACCAGCCGCUCGGCUACCCCAUGUAUGUGUCGCCGUUGACGACAUCAUACGCGGGAACGCACCGUACGCUACGUACCAUUGGAGGAGGGCCUUCCAGCUUGGACGCUAUUCGUUCCUGGUUGUGCUCCAAAUGGCUCAGAGUGCGCAAGGACAACCUGAACAGCUGCAACAGCGGCGUCAACAUGGAUGACGGCGACUGCGGCACCGGCAGAUCCUCAUCUCUGAGCCACAACAGGCCGUCGUCGGUCACCUCCAAUAGUCUGAGUGGUUAUCAGCAGAGAGCUCCCCGGACCACGCGAAGCCACCGACACCACAGCUCAGCCAGGAGGGAGUAUCGCAGCAGGUCGGUCCAGCCUCAGACCCAGCGGCCGCCAGUCAGUAGCCAAUCGGGACCCAUCGUGGACUCUGCCUCUAACCACGGCUUGGUCCAGCGUCUUUCCAACAGCCAGCUGUCUUUCAACACUUCCAUCGCAUCCAUCUUCUCCCAGGUCCCUCGUCUCUCGGGAAACGGCGGGAUCAGCUCACAGAUCCAGGCGGCACCGAAUCAGCAGCGUUCCAGUCAGGUGUCGUCGUCUUCGUCCACCUUGAGUCUGCUGUUCGGCAAGCGCAGUUUCUCCAGCGGACUGGUGAUCUCGGGACUAUCGGCCGCCGAGGGGGGCAACACCACCGACACGCAAUCGUCCUCCAGUGUCAACAUCGCCAUGGGACCCUCGCACCGAUCCGCCAGCAGGGCCACACAGUGGACAUCGGAGCCGUACGAGAGCAUCGACGAGACCGUUCCCAAUGCCUCCGUCGAGCAGUCACAUGACCAGAGCGUCAGCCACGGAUUGGACAAGACCCCCUCGAAAGACCCCCCCACGACAGCUCCUGAUGCGACGGACCAAAAGCCUGCGUGAGAACGGUCACACUUACAGAGAGGACUGUAUUACGUCGGUGACGAGAGCCGCCAAAAUGCACACGGACAGACUUACCUCCACAUCACUCAGCAUGUGUUCUCACUUUGUUCUCUGAAUGUCAACACCCUCAUGGAUACUGGUAA
Molecule: messenger RNA, 6327 nt
Organism: Syngnathus typhle (broad-nosed pipefish)
Lineage: Eukaryota; Metazoa; Chordata; Actinopteri; Syngnathiformes; Syngnathidae
Gene: pcnx2
Product: pecanex 2
Exons: 40
Coding region: 8-6184 (2058 amino acids)
Cellular component (GO): membrane
Source: RefSeq, a predicted model, not a curated record